Messenger RNA from Vicugna pacos (alpaca), 3570 nucleotides. RefSeq names its product GRAM domain containing 1C (gene GRAMD1C). The record is from RefSeq and is a predicted model, not a curated record. Gene Ontology annotation, cellular component: endoplasmic reticulum membrane; plasma membrane; endoplasmic reticulum-plasma membrane contact site. Gene Ontology annotation, biological process: intracellular sterol transport. NCBI's taxonomy places the organism in Eukaryota, Metazoa, Chordata, Mammalia, Artiodactyla, Camelidae. Gene Ontology annotation, molecular function: cholesterol transfer activity; cholesterol binding.
GCAAUUUACAUAAUUGAGUAUAAGCAAGAUAUUUUCAUUUGCAUUUUAUUUUUUCUAAUUGAUGUGUAGAACAGCAAAAAUUGGAUACUGUCCCUUUAAUAAAGCCCUGUUUACCUACCCUGUUCUAGUAGGAGUGGCUUAGGAACCUGUAGAGCGAGGUGUAACUUCCAAUUCUGCAUUCUGUCUGGCAGCCUUGGAAAGAGUGCUGAUACUACAAACCAGGAAGUGACAAAUAAUGUGCUUUAAAUUAUAAUAGAACUAGCCUUUUAUAAGGAAAAGCUUCUCAUAAUAAAACUAGAAGAUUGAAGCAGUGAUUCUACAUAGUUGUCAUUAAAUGUUUGGAACUCUGCUGCAGAUAAAGACUUCAAGCGUGCUUAGAAUACAAAGCUUUCUGGGCCAGACGCUGAUCUGACUUUUAAGCCUUAUCUGAUUACUGCUUGAUUGUCUUUAUUUUGUUCAAGUGCUCAUCAGGCUGAACGGGGGGGCCUCCCUCCCGCUGUUUGCAGAGCCUGACCAGACAGGAAUUCUGGCAGCUGCUCCAGCAGAACUAUGGCACUGAGCUAGGCCUAAAUGCUGAAGAGAUGGAGAACUUGUCCCUAUCGAUUGAGGAUAAUGUGCAGCCAAGAAGUCCAGGAAGAAGCAGCUUGGAUGACUGUGGAGAGAGAGAUGAAAAACUAUCCAAGUCAAUCAGUUUUACCCGUGAAUCAAUUAGUCGGGUUUCAGAAACAGAGUCAAUCGAUGGAAAUCCACCGAAAGGGGGAUUAGGGAAAGAGGAACCCCAAAGUGAAAAACAGACCAAGAGUCCUUCACUAACUUCAGAGAAGAGGUUAAGUAGAGUGCCGUCAAAAUCACUGGAUGUGAAUAAAAAUGAGUAUCUUUCUUUAGACAAAAGCAGCACUUCAGAUUCUUUUGAUGAAGAAAAUAUUCCUGAGAAAGAUCUUCGUGGAAGACUUUAUAUCAACCGUGUUUUUCAUAUCAGUGCUGAGAGGAUGUUUGAAUUGCUCUUCACCAGUUCACGUUUUAUGCAGAGAUUUUCCAAUUCUAGAAAUAUAAUAGAUGUAGUAUCUACCCCUUGGAAUGUAGAACCUGGAGGUGACCAACUGAGAACCAUGACCUACAAUAUAGUCCUUAAUAAUCCACUAACUGGAAAGUGCACCACUGCCACUGAAAAGCAGAGACUGUAUAAAGACAGCCGGGAAGCACAAUUUUAUUUGGUAGAUGCAGAAGUACUGACACAUGAUGUCCCCUACCAUGAUUACUUCUAUACCCUGAACAGAUACUGUAUCAUCCGAUCUUCAAAGCAGAAAUGCCGGCUGAGGGUUUCCACAGAUGUGAAAUACAAAAAACAACCGUGGGCCAUUGUCAAGUCUUUAAUUGAGAAGAAUACCUGGAGUUCAUUGGCGGACUAUUUCAAACAGCUUGAAUCAGAUUUGUUAAUGGAAGAAUCUAUGAUAAAUCAGUCCAUUGAAGACCCUGGGAAGCUUAGUGGCCUGCGAAGGAGAAGGCGAACAUUUAACAGAACAGCAGAAGCAGCUCCUAAACUUUCCUCUCAGCGUUCUUCUGGAGACAUGGGCUUAGAUGCCAAAGGGGAUAUUACAGGAAAGAAAAAGGAAAUUGAGAGCCAUAAUACCAUCCUUAUCGUGCUAAUGAGUAUUUUUUUGCUGUUGCUGGUUUUAUUGAAUGUGACGCUAUUUCUGAAGCUGUCAAAGAUAGAAUCCGCUGCUCAGUCCUUUUACCGCCUUCACCUCCGAGAAGAGAAAUCUUCAAAUUUGGCCUCCAAUAUGGUGUCAAGAACAGAAGAAAUUCGAAAGAGCACAGACCAGGCCCAUCAUUUAAAAGGAGUGCUCCGGGAGUCCAUUGUGAUGCUUGAACAGUUGAAGAGCUCACUCAUUAUGCUUCAGAGAACCUUUGAGCUACUAAAUAAGAACAAGACCGGCCUGGUUGUCGAAAGCUAGUGAUCUUAAGGACUGAAAUUGUAGGAAUACCUGGAACCAAAAGAAAACAUCUUGAAGAAAACCAGAGGAUGAAGGAUUUCAAUCGUCAUAGGAAUAUUUCUGUAUUUUCUCGUUAUUCAUAUUAAUAUGAACAUUCUUUUUAAUAACAUUUGAGAAUUAGUCUCUAAUGGCCUUAAGAAACCGUCCUUUCAUUAUACGUAAUUCUAAGCUGUGAAUUUCUCCAGUGAAGUGUGAGAUAUUUGGGGAUUUGAAUUUCUGCGAUACAAAAAGAAAAAGAGAUUCUGAACUGAGCAGUAUGGCCUCGUUUUCACAGUGAGGUUUGAAGUUUGAUGCUUUACGUUUAUCUGUUAGCACAGAACCAGUAUGCAUCCAAUAGGCUGCUCUCACAGUUGAGCUACAUUGGAGAGGAUAAAGAAGACAAUAUAAGAAGAAAUCUCUUAAAUCAUUACUAACUUUCAAGGAUCAGUUUUCAGGCAUAUAAUGUUCAGAGGUUUGUGUACUGUAAAUACUGCCGUGUCUUCAUUUAUGUAUCAUGCAAAUUCAGUAGUCAGACCCUUUGAAUCUGCAUGUUGAUUAUGAUCCGAAAGAUUCUUCAAGCCAUGUUGUAUCUCUCUGAAAGAAGUAAGUGUUUCUUCUUCCGUUAGCUAUCAAAGAUGAGAUUAUCUUGCCUCUUCAUACCUCAAAUGGCAGAAGAGUCAAUUCUGGAAAAGGGAACAUGUUGGAUACCAACUCUCAGAACAAAGAACCAUGCUCUGAGUUUUAGAAACCAGAAGAUUAUGUUAAAAUCUGGGCAUUUAGUGACAGAUCAAAUGAAUACUUGAACUAAGCUUGGCUUCAGCUUAGCAAACUUUCACAGUGGAAAUGAGCUAUCUGGUUGAAAAUAACUUGUGGAUUACUUUUAAGUAGCCACGUAAGGCUUUAUUUACUCAUUCAUGUGUGUGGCUUUAGUCAGUAAGUUAUAAGCCAGACACAAACAUUAGCACUUUAAUAAAGACUUUGAGGGGCAUCAUCUCCCAAUACAAGUGCACUGACGAGUUGUAAGUCAUACAUUAGCUUUCAUGAAAACUUUUUAGGCAUAUGUGUCUCAAGUCAAGUGAUGUUGCUGGAACAAGAGAAGGAGAAUGCAGAAUAAUUUGUAUAUAUUCUCACUGUUUGAAUAACAAUUGCCUUUAGUUAAAUAUUGCUUUUUUUGCCCAGAGUCACGCAAAGUACAUGGAUUGCUAAAGUCAUUUUUGAGAUGUGGGUAGAGAAUGAAAAUAUUGACUGGAUUAGAGGGAAAUGGGUUUCUCUAGGUGAAUCCCAAUUAACUCACCUUGGGGUGCCAGUGUACCUACCUGGAAGUUUUUUUGGUAAGGAUUUAUGAAGUGUGUGGCUGUGAGCAAGAGUGUUUGGACUGUCAACUUGAAAUCUUAUUCUCUGUUAAAUUCACAGAAAUGAUCAGUGACAAGUUGCAUGUUUUUGUGAUGUUUCUUUAAAACUUGUACUUCAUUAAAUACCUCAAAGAAAAUUACCAAAGUAAGUCGCUUUAUAAAUUAUGACUAAAUAUGUAUGCAGAAUUCAAUUAAUUGUAUUUGAGCCUAUGUAAAUUAGACAUCAAUAAAACUUAAAAUCUCUA